Teleopsis dalmanni is the source of this 547-nucleotide messenger RNA. RefSeq lists its product as uncharacterized. The record is from RefSeq and is a predicted model, not a curated record. The transcript is spliced from 3 exons. NCBI's taxonomy places the organism in Eukaryota, Metazoa, Arthropoda, Insecta, Diptera, Diopsidae. The coding region runs from base 83 to 466 and encodes 127 amino acids.
AAUACUCGUAAACGAACCUUAUUAUAACGAAGCCGGUUAUGAAAAGCAUAAAGAAACUCAACAGGGACAUGAAAAUUCCCGUAUGUACAACGAAAUGGCCACUAUUAAGUUGGUCCAAGCGACUAGCAAAUUGUUGGCACAACCUAGCGAACUAUUUCGCCAAGAAGUUUGUGAUUAUUAUAGUGUUAAUGGUCGACGAUUUUAUAAUCGAAUUAAAGGUUACAUUCAAUUAAGCAAUGAUAUGACUGCAAAAACACCAACCGGCUUUAGAUCUUUAGGCGAUACAGUUAGCAUUUUACCAGAUUUUCCACUUGUACCUGCCAGUCGUGGAUUUUGUCUAGCCGUCAAAGGUCUGUUGGAUCAUCUGGAUACUCAAUUACGUUUCUUGUACGAUGACAACACCAUCAACAAACCCGAAUUAAGUUUUGGAUUCAUCAACACAGAGGAACAAAUACCGUUAGAUUAAUUAUUUUUCAAUUACCACAAGUCCUUUAAUCUAUGCUGCAGUUUAAUUAACGUUUAAUUUUUAAACGUUCCCAAUAUUAUA